GUGCAAAGGUGUAUAGUUAGAUGUCAGUAUGCGAAUAGAGGGGAGAUCCCAAAUCCAAAAAUCUUUUGACUCUGGUUAAGGUUUUAAGGCACGCAAUUUGCGGAGCCAACUUUCACGGUCUUUCCUCCACGUUUACCCUAUCUUACCUUUCUCUCUUUCUUUCUUGUCUGAAAUGAUUCAAUUAUUUUAGUGGGGGCUUAGAAAAGGGAACUGAAUUGAAUAUUCCUAUGCAAUUGUAAACUGGGUUUGGUCUGGCUGUUACCGUUAUUUAGUCAGCUGCAACUGGAUGACCUGAGUACAAAAAAAAAAAAUUCAAUCUUGGUAAGCUUUGGUGAGUUUGUUUUUGUUGAUUGAUUUGAGCUGUUGAGCUUGGAUUCUGAUCUGGGUAUUGCUCUUUUUGAUUGGAUUUUUUGAUCUAUUUUGAUUUUUUGGUUGCAUACUUGAAUUGGGUUUUGGUUCAUUGGCCUGGAAAAGAAGGGGGUAACAUGGGGGGAAAUGAUUUUCCAUAUUCAAAAGUUUGAUUUGCUGGUAAAUUUGCCAUUUUUGGGCUGUUUCAGUUAAUUGAGCCUCAUGAGUAUCCCCUAAACACCAUUUAUGGUGUUUUCUUUUUUCUUUUAAAUAAUUAUGUUUUAUUUUGGUUUUCUUUUCUUUCCUUUGUUGGUUGCUUGCUGCAAGUUGUCUUUUAAAAUAUGCUCUUUGACAAGUAGUUGGAUCCCUUAAUGGUUUAUACUCUUCUUGAUUUAUGUAUUGAGGUGUUCCAUUCCUAAGAUAGGUAGAUCACUAGUGGAAAGAGGAAAGGAGGAAAACAGGAAUCCUGCCAUUGGGUUUGAGCUUGAGAAACAGCAUGCAUCAAACUGCAAUUUCAUUCUGAUGCUAAACCAAUAUGUUGCCUUGGUUAAUUGGAAGUUGAGAUCUUUAGUCUGUCGGUGACAGAACUGUUGUUUCCAAUGCGUUGUAUUGGCCUUCCAAUGGUGGUUGUAAUAGCACAGAUUUAAAACUGGAUCGUUUGAAGGAAACCUCUUUUCACUUUUGAGCUUGAUUACUGUUUUGAGCUUUAUCCAUCUUGUUCACUUUAAUGUUUACUGGUAGCAUUCCAGUAUGUGAAGAGUUUUGGCUGCUUCUAAGACAAGAAGCUGGAACCUCUUCCUCAUCUUCCUAUGUAAUAACCUAGUUAAAUAGUAGUCUUGGGAGACUUGAAUGCCAAUCAAGAUUUUCCUCGAGCAUUGCAGGCGUCAUCUUGAACUUAUAACAUAUUACAUACUUGUACCGCUGGAAAUUUGGCACUUCUUAAGCUACUAUAAUGACAAGGCAAGUGAGAGAAUUGCAGAAAAGGUUAUGAAACUUUUUCAGAUGAGGAGUUAAGAGUGAAGGCCCAACUCAUCUUCUGUCCUCCCCUCCAUGGUUAUCAAUAAACUAGAUCUAACAAAGAGUGUGUGCUGGCAUUAACAUUCAAAGCUACAAUUAUGGCGCCUGGUGGUGGUAUCUGCAAAGAUGUGAUCGAGUCUCGCGUUGCAUUUGCAGAUUAUGAUAUGGCAACUUCAAGUAUGGAGUUAAGAGGUUCCCCUUUAAGAAAAGCUGCAACUGGUUUAGGGGGAAAUCUGGGAGCAACAUCAACAAACGAUGUGCAUGAACUACUUGAGUGUCCUGUUUGCGUAAAUUUGAUGUAUCCUCCAAUUUACCAGUGUCCGAAUGGCCACACUGUAUGUUCAAUUUGCAAGGCCAGAGUUCACAACUCUUGCCCAACUUGCCGCAAUGAGCUUGGAAAUAUAAGGUGUUUGGCUCUGGAGAAAGUAGCUGAGUCAUUGGAACUUCCUUGCAGAUACCAGACUCUGGGUUGUCAUGAUAUUUUUCCAUACUACAGCAAGCUCAAGCAUGAAAAAAACUGUAGAUAUCGCCCAUAUAAUUGCCCUUAUGCUGGAGCCGAAUGCUCUGUCACUGGUAAUAUAUCAUUUCUUGUCAUGCAUCUCAAGAACGAUCACAAGGUUGACAUGCAUGAUGGGUGUACAUUCAACCACAGAUAUGUCAAAUCCAAUCCCCAUGAAGUGGAAAAUGCCACAUGGAUGUUAACUGUUUUCAACUGUUUUGGUCGACAAUUUUGCUUGCACUUUGAGGCUUUUCACAUAGGAAUGGCACCAGUUUACAUGGCCUUCCUGCGAUUCAUGGGCGAUGAAGACGAGGCGAGGCAAUUCAGUUACAGUCUAGAAGUUGGCGGCAAUGGCAGGAAGUUUAUAUGGCAAGGAGUUCCUAGAAGCAUCCGUGAUAGUCAUAGGAAAGUUCGAGAUAGUCAAGACGGACUAAUCAUUCAGAGAAACCUGGCACUCUUCUUCUCUGGCGGUGAUAGACAGGAACUGAAGCUGAAAGUGGCCGGCCGAAUUUGGAAAGAACAAUGAGAUUAAGUCCGGAUUGAAAUCUAUGAUAUUGUAGUUUAAAUUUGCAGGGGAAAUGAUAUUUAAUAUAUAUAAAAUAAAAGGUUGCAAGAGAAUUUAUGCAUUUUUCUGUAAAUUUUGUAGAUAAAGAUGCCACAUUGUGAGGAAAACUGUGAUUUGCAAUGGAGUUUACUAUUAAUUUUUAUUGAAA
Messenger RNA from Theobroma cacao (cacao), 2577 nucleotides. The record is from RefSeq and is a predicted model, not a curated record. NCBI's taxonomy places the organism in Eukaryota, Viridiplantae, Streptophyta, Magnoliopsida, Malvales, Malvaceae.